This is a messenger RNA of Brassica oleracea var. oleracea, 1050 nucleotides long. RefSeq lists its product as uncharacterized. The record is from RefSeq and is a predicted model, not a curated record. Bases 32 to 853 code for a protein of 273 amino acids. Gene Ontology annotation, molecular function: metal ion binding. The transcript is spliced from 7 exons. NCBI's taxonomy places the organism in Eukaryota, Viridiplantae, Streptophyta, Magnoliopsida, Brassicales, Brassicaceae.
ACGCCGUCGGUGAAUACACUGGCCUGAGGGUAUGGCGGCGAAGGAGAUCGACGUGGGGAGCAGCAGUUCCUUCUCCGGCGGAGAUCCAUGUCCGAUUUGCCUCGGACCCAUACUCCAAGAAUCCUAUCUCGAUACAUGUUUCCACAAGUUUUGUUUCGGUUGCAUCAAACAAUGGAUCAAGGUUGUUUCCAGCAAGGUCACUAAGCCUUUGUCUUCUGUUAAGUGUCCUCUCUGUAAGACGGAUAACAUCUCAAUCAUCUACAACUUCGAUGGACACUCUUUUGACCGGCAUUAUGUUGACCCUAAUAUUACAGAUGGCUUUGUCCUAACAAAGGAACAUAGAUAUAGAUUGCAGUGUUACUACACCGAGUCAGGUUUCUUGGCGGAUGUGUUUGACGUUCCUCGGUUUUGGAAACUGAAGAAGUUACUCCAGCGAAAUCGGUGGCUUGAAUCCUGGUUGAGAAGGGAGCUUCAAGCUCUGAUGCAGGAGGAAGAUGUUGAUAUCGUUCUGCAUCAUCUGGUCGGUGCAAUGGAUUCCUUCUGCAAAAGAACCGAGCAGCGACACAAGCAAGAAACAAGAAGCGCAGAGGCCUUUCAAGAACAAUUCAAGACAGUCAUAGCAGAGGCGGCUCGUCCUUUCUUAAUGGCGAGAACAGACCGGUUUGUGGACGAGUUAGAACUCUUCCUAGCAUCAGGUCUAAACAUGGAAGCUUACGACGCAGUUUAUAAGCAGAGAUUAGAUAAGAACAACUCAAGAGAGAUCGGUGUAGCUAAUGAAUCAAGAGAAGAAGAAGAGAACAGAAGAACAAGAGUGACUCCUAACUUGUUCCUUUUUGAAGAAGACUCGGAUUGAGGCAGAAAAGUACUCAUCACUUGUACUAUGUAAAGAAACACACAACUCUUAGGCCUUCAAGUGUGCUAUACUGAUUACUUGUGUGUAAAGAAACACACAACGCAUAGGGCUUCAAGUGUACUGUACUAUUACUUGCGUGUAAAGUUAACGUUUUUUGCCCUCACAAAACCAAACACACAACAUACCAUUUAUUCAGA